Messenger RNA from Trichoderma virens Gv29-8, 309 nucleotides. RefSeq lists its product as uncharacterized. The transcript has a single exon. The record is from RefSeq and is a predicted model, not a curated record. NCBI's taxonomy places the organism in Eukaryota, Fungi, Ascomycota, Sordariomycetes, Hypocreales, Hypocreaceae. The coding region runs from base 1 to 309 and encodes 102 amino acids.
AUGAGCAAUCGUCACCAUCACGCUUCCAAGGCGGCCGCUGCCCAGCAGCACCAGGCCCAGCAAGAUGCUGCCGUUGCCCAGGCCCUCGAGAUUGCUCGGGAAAGCCCCGAUGGUGCCUCAGAUCCCACCGUCAGCAAGAUCCUGGAGUUGGCCCUGUCACAGAUCUGGGGCAAGGUCCAGGCCCAGCCAGACUCAUAUGUCAUGACCCGUGAUGAGUUUGCCGUCUUCAACUUCUUCCAGCACCGCUUCCAGGGCGACAAGACAGCCGUCAAGGCGCGCAAGCGAUACUGGGAUCACACCAGGGCAUGA